This is a messenger RNA of Solea solea (common sole), 3853 nucleotides long. RefSeq names its product elastin microfibril interfacer 2a (gene emilin2a). Gene Ontology annotation, molecular function: protein binding. The record is from RefSeq and is a predicted model, not a curated record. The coding region runs from base 187 to 3573 and encodes 1128 amino acids. The transcript is spliced from 9 exons. NCBI's taxonomy places the organism in Eukaryota, Metazoa, Chordata, Actinopteri, Pleuronectiformes, Soleidae.
CCUGUGAGCUGCAGUGAAUGUGGACUUCCACAAACUUGAGUUAUUGGAGUUGGUUUAGUCAGCGGGUCAAGGAGACUUUGGGAGCGUCGCGCGUUAUAAUAUAACAAUAAUAUAUAACAUAUAACAACAGCAGCAGAGUCUUUGUUCUAUGUGAGGUUUAUUUAUUGUGGGGCGUUUGUUUGCAGCAUGAAGAAGAGGCAGGGUGAGAUGGACUGGCGCUGGAAAGUUUUCACACUGUUUUUAAACCUUUUAAACCACUGCACUCACGGGUCUCCCUCCUCCUAUGACUUGUUCCACGGGUCUGCGCACACUGGAGUGGUCCACAGACACAGGAAUAGGAACUGGUGCGCCUAUGUGGUGCACAAAAAUGUGAGCUGUGCCGUGCAGGGGAGUGUGGAGAGCUUCCAGGAGCCCGUGGUGGGCCCCUGCCCAACAUACCAGCCCAACUGCCAGCAACAAGUGACAUAUAAAACUCGCUUUCGACCCACCUACAAGAUUGGCUACAAGACGUUCACUGAGUUAGAGUGGAGAUGCUGUCCUGGUUACCAAGGUCUGGACUGUAAGGAUUUGAAACCACCCACAGAACGACAAAGAGUGCAGGGAAUACAGCCGUACCUCCCGACAAAUCCCGGAUAUACAACCAGACACACACAGAGGCCAGAGCGCAGAGAGACGGGGCACCAUGAGACGAGGCACGGAGGGCCAGAUAAGGUCCGUCUUCUUGAAGGUGAAGUUCAGCGCCUCUCACAGACAGUCCUGGAACUUCAGUCUGCUCUGACAGGGUUGACUGCCAACCUCCGCACAGACCUGCAAGAAGACACUAAGAAGAUGCUGGUCACACUGGUCAACAACAUGCGCCCACCAGACAGUGCUAUAACCACAGGCACUGAGGAGAGCGCAGCAGUGCUCGAUGGUCAUCAGGCUACCAGAAGUGGGCUUGCCGGAGAUAAGGCCAUAGAAAAAAUAGUGGCCCGUUUGGAUGAUAUAAGUAUUGAUCUGAAAAGUAUGGAUGAAUCAUUGGAAGACAUGAGAGGGAGCAUGACAAGUCAUGAGGGGCAGAUACGUGUCCUGAUGGAUGCGUCUCAGUCUCAGACCCCAGCCCUGGCGGAUUUUGAUGUUGUACAGACCUAUAUUGAUGGGAAAUUUGAGAAGCUGAAGAAGGAGCUAGAUGACAGUGUAGAAGGACAGAUGACCAAGCUACAAAGCUCAUGCAAUGACAAGAUCCAGACCUACCAUAAGAAAUGCGACGACAGCCACGACCAGAUUUCCGUCACCCUGACCAAGCUGGUGGAAUCUAAAGAGACUGACCUGAGAAAGGAGAUCCGAGCGUUACGUGUGGAUAUGGUGGCUGCAGAUGGACCGGUAAGAACUCAAAGACAGACGGAUCCAGCCAAAAAGGAAGAGCAUCAGGAUGACCACAAAGACCUGUGGCGUGAGAUUGAUCGCAUUGCAGAGGCUCACCGCAUCCUGAAUGUGCGCAUUGACAAUGAGCUGGCACACCUGUCCACGUCUCGAGACGACAGUGAUUUCAGCUUCCAAUUUGAGGAGCUGGAGGCGCGUAUGAAUAUCACUGAGCAAAACGCAGAGACCCAUUGUUUCUACAUUGAAGAGAAGCUGACCCGUAUGAUUGUUGAGGAAGUGGCGACACUUCGACAGUUCGUGGAUGAGCGUCUGAACAACAUGGAGGAUCAGUUUACAAACACGCUGGUGGAAAUGAGCAACAAUUCAUUCCCGGGGAUGUUUGGUGACUCAAUGGAUGUCGUCCAGGCAGAGGUCAACAACAACAAGUUCCUUCUUCAAGGUUUGGAUGAUAAGAUCAAUGCUGUUGGAGAGUUGUGCUCUGCCGGCUGCUCAGGCUCAGGGAUUACUGCCGGAGAAGGAAGUUCAUCAUCACCUACACCAAAAUACUUAGAGAUCAUUUUGAAGGACCUGGUUCGCUUUAGGAAUGACUUGGAUGUUCUUCACACAAAUGUCAGUACCAACAUGGACAAGAUCAGGCAACUGGAGAAAAACGCUGAAAACCCUUCAGUCGGAAAUGAAAGAGUUUCUCAGAAAAUGGACGACUUCCAGAAAGGACUGUUUAAUUUACAAGACAAUGUGCUUGGUCUGUCCGGUGCUGUCACAGGGUUAAGUGACUCCUUGAGCAAAUACCACCAGGACAUGUCCAAAAUAAACUCUACAUGCUGUCAUGCAGAGCAGAGUCACCUUGGUAGUCCAGCACAGGAAAACUGGGCAUCAGUCAUUGCAGUGCCCAGUAGUCACGAGGAUGACACCAAAGCUCAAAUAGAAGAGCUGAGAAACAGGCUUCAGACACUCAGUGAACAGGUGACGUCUGAACUCAGCCAGUGUACACAGAACACUGACGGCAUUGCUGCUGUGGAUGGACGAGUGACCAGACUGGGAAAAGUGUGCGGAAGGUUAGACGGGGUUUCUGCCAACAUCAAAGAGCUGAAAGAUGGCCUCGAAAGACACGUCGGCGGUCUGCGGGACUGCGUCACCAGGAUGAACGUAACCUGUGGAAAUCACGGCGCAGACAUAGUCGCACUGCGGAAUUCCCUGCAGAAGUUCCAGGCGCAGCUGUCUGAGAUUGCCAAACAUGUUUUGAAAGACGUCACUGCCAAAGAGCCAGGAAUGACCUUAAGGCCAGACAGGCCGGCCUCUUUGCCAGACACAACUCAGACCAGAACCAGAAUAAAACAAAUCCAGAUCCCUAUAAUCAUCCCACCGCCGCCAUCCAGCCCCAGGCAGCCGUACAAUCCCAGCAAGCCAGUGCAUCCCAGCACGCACACAAUCAAGAUUGGCUCACCGAUGCAGCCGUCCAGCCCGCAACAGCCAGGUCAACCCACUCUGCCGCUGGUUCCCAUGAGGCCGGUGGUGGAGACCGGCGAGGCGGGACCUCCAGGUUACGCGCGCAGGGUGACUGUGCGCAGAGGAUCCGAGCACUCGUCCAGCGUGCCGUUCACAGGAUUCGCUGGAGCACCAGGCUACCCUCCUCUGCAGCCGGUGUCUUUCAAGCCCCAAUCAAGCAGCCGCAGAGUUCCUAUAGCAGCAAAGGUGCCAUGGAAUCCUUUGCAUCAAGCUCCUGUUGAAGCAGCAGUGUCAGUGGACAACAGUGCCUUCGCAGAUCCGUUCUCCUUCUCCGCUGGCCUCACGCAGCAGCCCUUCUCUGGGGAUUUUGGAGUCAUUCGCUUCAACAGGGUUCUCGUCAACGAUGGGAGCCACUACGAUCCCCACACAGGGAUCUUUACCGUACCGCUCGACGGCCGGUACCUGCUUUCAGGUCUCCUCACGGCAAAACACGGUGACCACAUAGAAGCCGUGCUGUCGGUGUCCAACCGCAGCGUGCAGAAGCUGCAGAGCUCGUCGGGGACCGUUGCCGGUGAACACCGGGGCUCAGCGAGUGGCACCUGCAGCUGCGGCGGCUCAGUGUCCUUCAGUCUGGUCCUGCCCCUGAGGAAAGGUGACCGCGUGAGUCUGGUCAGGACCAGAGGCCAGCUGGCCACCACUGAGGCCAGGGAGAUCCUCUCCACCUACAGCGCCCUCUACCUGUAUUCACAGCAGGCCAAGAGAUAGCUGGAGCUCACGUUGACUCUGAGAGCAAGGACUGGUUUUAUUUCCCAGACAUUUGGACUGGACGAGAGGCUGAAGAAAAGCCGUAGUUUUCUGACUGACUUGCUGUGAUGCAGUUAUUUACAAAAACGCAGUGCCACGGUGUGAAGAUUCCCAAGUUAUGAAUUCAGUUUAAAAAAAAAAAAAAGCCAUUACAUUGCCUUUUGUACACCACUUUUCCUAAAGAUACCUGAAUAUAAGAGGUAGGAUUUGUUCCUAAUAUAUUUGAUUAUCAAGUUGACUU